Scophthalmus maximus (turbot) is the source of this 2515-nucleotide messenger RNA. RefSeq names its product neuraminidase 1 (gene neu1). Lineage: Eukaryota; Metazoa; Chordata; Actinopteri; Pleuronectiformes; Scophthalmidae. Gene Ontology annotation, molecular function: exo-alpha-sialidase activity. Gene Ontology annotation, biological process: oligosaccharide catabolic process; ganglioside catabolic process. The transcript is spliced from 6 exons. Gene Ontology annotation, cellular component: lysosome; membrane; cytoplasm. The coding region runs from base 195 to 1349 and encodes 384 amino acids. The record is from RefSeq and is a predicted model, not a curated record.
GCACCGCGCUCACAUGACCUGAAAGCGACAGAUACAUGUUGUGACUGUUGUCGUGAGCGGCGGCGGGACGAGUGGAUCCUUUUCUCUUCCGGUGUCCUGUGUGUUUUCUGUUGUUGUCGAUUUCAAUUUUCGAGACGAGUCUCUUCGCUCGCUGUUUCCGGACAAAGACGAAGAAGACUCGAGGAUCGUCCGACAUGGGAGAGGUCGCACUCUGCUUCUUUCUCUGCGCUCUUCUCUUCCGCUUCUGCGUUUCCAUCAACCACAGACCCAACGAGAUUGUCCCUCUGCUGGUGGAGGAGACCCUGCUGUGGGUGAGCGGCCAGGGGCAUGUGAGCACCUACAGGAUCCCGCUGAUCACCUACACCCCCAGGGGAAGCCUGCUGGCUUUCGCCGAGGCCAGGAAAGAGUCAGUCCGUGACUUUGGAUCAAAGUUCAUCGCAAUGCGGCGGUCCACAGACAGAGGAAUCACCUGGUCUCCGACCUCCUUUAUUGUCGACGACGUGGGGAACCCAGACGGCCUGAACCUGGGCUCCGUGGUGGUGGACGAGGUGGCGCGCAAAGUGAUUCUGAUCUACAGCCUCUGCUUCCACCUCUUCCACUGCAGCCCAGCCAGCACCAUGCUGGUGGAGAGCAGGGACGACGGCCUCAGCUGGAGCGCUCCCAGGAACCUCUCGGUGCAGCUCGGGGUCAAGAACUUUGCUCCCGGGCCGGGCUAUGGCAUCCAGAAGCGUUACAACCCGGGGAUAGAGAGGUUGGUGGUGUGCGGUCAUGGAACUAUAGAGGGGGACGGCGUUUUCUGCAUCUUGAGCGACGACCACGGGCAAAACUGGCGCAACGGUGCAGCGCUGAAAAGCAUCCCCUACAACCAGGAGAAGAGACAAAAUGACUUCAACCCCGACGAGUGCCAGCCGGUUGAAAUGCCGGACGGCAGCAUCCUCAUCAAUGUGCGCAACCAGUACAACUACCACUGCAGGUGUCGCAUCGUGACGCGCAGUUACGACGGGGGGAUGACCCUGCCCAUAGAUCAUCUGUUCUUCGACUACGAGCUGGUGGAUCCCGUGGUAGCAGCUGGAGCCCUGCAAAAAGAUGGAUUGCUGUACUUCACCAACCCCUCCAACGAGCAACACAGAGUCAACCUAACCUUGCGAUGGUCGCUGACCAGUGGCAAGUCUUGGGAGAGUAAAGCUCUCCAGAUAUGGGCGGGGGCGAGCGGCUACUCCAGCAUGACGUCGCUGGACACCAGCUCUGUGGAGGACCAGAAGCACAUCUACAUCAUCUACGAGAAGGGCAACAAGGACAUUGACGAGACUAUCUCAUUCGCCAAGAUCCACCUGUACGGUGGCCUGUAGGGGCUUGUGAAUCGAGGAGGUAAGGUCAUAAGCAUCAGCAGACGAGGACGAAGGACAAUACAUGAAGACCAAAUCGGAAAAAGCAACUGAGCGUGACUGCUGUUUAAAUUUCACCUUGUCUUUGUCUCCUAAAAAUUCCAACACUGAAGAGAGAAGGAAACAGGAAGAGGUUCUUUGCUCCGAUGAGUCUUUCAGGAACAAAAUAAAAGACUUUAAUAACUCAUAUGAAAUCGAACACGGGGAAUUUGGAGCCUUUUCACCAUGAAUGUCCAACAGUUUGUGUUCGGCUGAUGAUGAAGAUAUCUGAAAAUACAUAGUCUUCAUCUGUACUCUAAAAUUCUUAAGGUUCAUGAAGUGAACAAAAGUGUUUUGUCAGGUGUGGGUUUUUUGCUAAAACUUCACACAGCCACGUUAUUUGUUCUGUUCCCCCUUCAUAGACAAGAGGAGAUAUGAUAAAGGGAUAAAAAAAUAAAUAAUAAUAAUGUCUAAGAUUUUCUUUUUUUACAGGCGAGGAACAGUGGUUUCCGAGCAAUUCAAACAAUGCUGUUAUGUAAAUAUUGUCUCAUCGCAUCAGUUUCCCAUGCAGUAAGAGUAAAAACCUGACUGUUGGAGCUUCACUCUAAUAAAAUUAAAAAAGACGUUAAUCUAAUAUAGAUUUGAAUCGCCUCUGGUUUAGAUCAUCUAUCACUUAUUCAGUAUCGCUGUGCACUUGGCCCUGGUGUGAAAACAUUUCCUAUUUGCUCACAUAAUACAGUUUUAUACUUUGGUGGCCAACGUUCAAAUCUUACAUGAACGUUGGCCACCAAAGUCAUGUGAAUACCACUUUUGAAUGUUUUGCCUUUGUUAAGAUGUGAGCGUGCCAUGAAUUCAUGCUGUCUGUAAUCAAUUCUGCCUUUAAAAAAAUAUGUUAAUUGACUUUUGUGGUUAAGACUGCACUUGAAUACUAUUUCCAUUUGGGGCUCGAGUGGUAAAAAUGAGAUGUACUUGAGUGUGUGAGUGAUUGAAUGUGAGAUUGAAGAGGGAAAGUACAGGAUCCUCUUUUGCACGGGUACAGAAUGUGUUUUGAUAAUUUUUUGAAAUCAGCCUUGUGUCAUUGAUGCUUUUGGUUAAAGGAAUCUAACCAUUGUAAUGAGCAGUAAAUGCACAAUAAAAAAAUCACAGCAACA